CUCUGAGUUCAGCUAUUUGUAGUGAGGCAAAGGUUGUAGUUUGAGGUGACAUCGUUCGACUGGUAAGUGUUCAAUACUAUCUCCGGUUAAUGCGAUUCAAAAAAAAAAAUAAUAAUAAUGUUAUGGUUUUUUGGGUAAUGUAAGUGACCGCGUAGCCAGAAAGGAAAUUUUAUAGCCAGAAAUAUUGCGUUAAAAAUUAGGAUUUUUAAUUUGUUAUUCUCCGUGUCCAGUUCUGAAAAACAAAAAUGAAAAAGUAAACACAAAAAAAAAAAAAAUUAUAAAAAUUUGAAUAUGAGAACAUCUUAGAAAAUUUGAAUUUUAGAACAUCUUUAAAGAAAAAGUAACAUUGAUGGCCUUACCCAAAAUAAUGACAUUUUUGAAAAGGAAAUUUUAUAGCCAGAAAUAUUGAGUUAAAAAUUAGGAUUUUUAAUUUGUUAUUCUCCGUGUCCAGUUCAAAAAAACAAAAAUGAAAAAGAAAACAAAAAAAAAAAAAAAAUUAUAAAAAUUUGAAUAUGAGAACAUCUUAGAAAAUUUGAAUUUUAGAACAUCUUUAAAGAAAAAGUAACAUUGAUGGCCUUACCCAAAAUAAUGACAUUUUUGAGGUAGCAUAUAAAAGACUUGAACUUUUAAGGAUGUUGGCAUUUAAGCUUAAUAUCUUAAAUAAAAGUUUGAAUAAAUAUUUCUUCAUUCCUGCUUUUGGCGGAUGUGAGAAUAUGAAAGACUUGAUUUCACUUAAUGUAUUUCAAGUGUUUACAUUGACUUUAAAUAUCUGUUUUUGAUUUAAACUUACAAACAAAAAAAAAACAAUUUAAAAAGUUUUAAUUUAAAAAAAAAAUUUUGUAUUUAAAAUUAUUUUAAAAGAAAUAAUCAAGAUCUCCGAUAGGCAAAUGUUAUAAUACUUGUGUACAGCUCAUUCAAUUAAAUUUAAUAGGCUAUCGCAAUCUCAACAAGGUAAAGGAAGAAUAUUUAGUUUGAACAGCAAAUUACCCCGCCCCCCCCCCCAACAACACGGCCCAUUAUAGGUAUGCAAGUAUUGCGCCCAAAGCCUUGACAGGCACGCACUCUAUGAAGACGUAGCAUUAACUCAUCUAGAGGUCACGCACUCUAUGAAGACGUAGCAUUAACUCAUCUAGAGGUUCAUAAGUCUUUCUAUACAAAUUGCAGCAUACAUUUUUUUGUUCGUUCAUGCACACUCAGAAUCCCCAAGUCCUUCUUGCCAUUCCUCAGGUGUACUUUUUUUAACGUUAAAAAAUACACAUUUCUGUCCUUACAUACAACAUAUCAGGUAUUGAAAUGAGGACAUGGCCUAACAAAGUUCCUUUUUAUGCCUUCAUUUUUAUUUUAUUUUUCAUUUGCAUAAAACCGUUCAAAUGUGUCCUGAGGAAGCUCAAUAUGUUAAUGAAAGCUUUGCCAAUGAAACCUCGAGACUAAUUACAGUAACUUAUUGAUCUGUUACGUAUAAAGAUAUGUCGGUACGUUACGGUAACAACUUGUAAACAUUGUCACACCACCAACACCAACAACACCACCAACAUCAACAUCAACAACAACAACAACAAAAAAUCGAUAAUUUUUCUUUGUCGUACCGCCACGUAAGAAAGUUGAAAUUUUUUUUUUUUUUGAAAUAAAUUUCUUUUAUAAAAUACGUCAGUAAUUGGAAUUGUGAUUUGUUGCCCUACUAAGAUUUUAAACUGUUUUUAAAGGAGUUAACAGUGUGUUAAUUCCGCUUUUGCUUUCCAUAAACAUUGACCAAAUGAUGAUUGUUGGCUUUCAGUUUUGGCAAACCAAUUCAGUGUUCCUUUUUUUUUUUUUUUUUUCAAUACAAAAAAGACAAUCUGACGGAAUUGAUUGAAAAAGCUAAAAAUGCGCCAUUUGUUUCGCGUCCUCCUGGUUGUUUCCUCCUUUGCCAGCAGUUUGGCUGAAUCAGCCUUUGGUAAGUAGCACUAGUUGUCGCUGUUGCCAGUAGGUUGGCUAAAUCAGCCUUUGGUAAGUAGCACUAGUUGUCGCUGUUGCCAGUAGGUUGGCUAAAUCAGACUUUGGUAAGUAGCACUAGUUGUCACUGUUGCCAGUAGGUUGGCUAAAUCAGCCUUUGGUAAGUAGCACUAGUUGUCACUAUCGCCUGUAGGUUGGCUAAAUUAGCCUUUGGUAAGUAGCACUAGUUGUCACUGCUGCCAGUAGGUUUGGCUAAAUCAGCCUUUGGUAAGUAGCACUAGUUGUCGCUGUUGCCAGUAGGUUGGCUAAAUCAGCCUUUGGUAAGUAGCACUAGUUGUCGCUGUUGCCAGUAGGUUCGCUAAAUCAGCCUUUGUUAAGUAGCACUAGUUGUCACUAUCGCCUGUAGGUUGGCUAAAUUAGCCUUUGGUAAGUAGCACUAGUUGUCACUGCUGCCAGUAGGUUUGGCUAAAUCAGCCUUUGGUAAGUAGCACUAGUUGUCGCCGUCGCCUGUAGGUUGGCCAAAUCAGCCUUUGGUAAGUAGCAUUAGCAUACACUCUGGUCUUAUAGGUUGGUUAAUUAGUGUAGCAUUAUUUAAGGCUGUAUGGAAAAGUCCGCACAGAAUCACUAACCAUUAAGUUCCAACCUUACUAAUAACUUAAAGUCAUUAAACACUACAGAAUCAUGUUUUACUUGCACACGGUCGUGUCAGUGAAAUAACGUUGAUGAAGAGCACGCAGUUGUUGAAAUAAUUUAACAAAUCCAUUAAAGUUUUAAUAGUUAAUCCAUUCACAUCCAACGGUUGCCUUCAAACGUUAAUGCAAUGCCUUUAAAUUGUUAUAUAUUAAGUCAUUUCAAUAUGUAUUGUUGUAGUCAUAUCUAUUAAUGCUAUUGUUGUUAUUAUUAUUUUUAUUUACUCUGUUGGUUUACAUUUUUUAUAUCUUUUGAUAAUUUCUAGUCUGUAGUCCUUCCCUUACUAAUAAGUAGCUUUUCCAGGUUUGUGUUUAAACCAGACAGCUACAUAUGUAGCUGUCAAUGACCCUACUUAACAACCCUAAGAAUGACCCUUUUAACCUCCCCUGUCACAUACCAGUUUAACCUCCCCGAUCGGUGAACCUUAUAAUCUUCCCUAUGGAAUAUCCUUAUUACCUCACCAUCAAUGUCCCUACUUAAGACCCUUAUCGAUAACCCUUAUUAUCCCCCUUUAAAAAAAAAAAUCUCAUAGCAUCCCAUUUUGAUGAAGCUUAAGGCAAUACCUUUCGAUAACCAUUAUUACCUCCCUUUCGCCAUCCCUAAAUACGUCCGUUUCGAUGACACUUCUUCAGUCCCCUUUCGAGGACCCCUAUUGCCGCCUUUCGCUGAUCCUUGUCACCUCCCCUAUGGACGACGCCCCCCCCCCCCAUUACAGCGGCAGAGCACACGCCUGAACUCCAGUCCCCACCGACUUCUUCAGUCCCCUUUCGAGGACCCCUGUUGCCGCCUUUCGCUGAUCCUUGUCCCCUCCCCUAUGGACGACGCCCCCCCCCCCAUUCCCAAGACCUCAUUAAUCCAAUGCUGUUUCCACGCUUCAGUUAACCCUUUCUGCGUUGACUCCUGCAACGGUCAAGCCGACGGUCAAUACAUGGACUGCAACAGAUGCGACAAGUUCAUCAUGUGCUGGUCAAGUCAGUUCAGCGUCAUGCCAUGUCCCGCCAAAACCCAGUACGACGGACGAUUGGGUGUAUGCGGCGACGUUAACGACGCCUCGUGCAGGUGAGUCCAUAUCAGUCAAAUUGGGGGUGUGUCCGCUCAGCCUCCUGCGGGUGAGUCCAUAUCAGUCGAAUUUAGGGGUGUGUCCGCUCAGCCUCCUGCGUGUGAGUCCAUAUCAGUCAGAUACGUGGGAAAAGGGGGGGGGGGGAGUGUGUUGAACUGUUUCGGGUUUCUUGGAAAUGAGUAAAACAAAGUUUGGGAAAACCUGAACAAAAAAGAAACGCAACAACAACACGACGCUCAGCCUCCUGCGUGUGAGUCCAUAUCAGUCGGAUACGGGGGAAAAGGGGGGGGGGGAGUGUGUUGAACUGUUUCGGGUUUCUUGGAAAUGAGUAAAACAAAGUUUGGGAAAACCUGCAAAAAAAAGAAACGCAACAACAAGACGACGAACGUGUUGGCGGGAAGCAUUCGUCAGCGAAUAAACAACAACAACAACAAAAAAAAAAAAAGCAGAUUGAAAUGAAUGCAGCGCCUAGCUAAAAAGUAAUAUCCUAGAGGAUAGCAAAAGAAUUGUGACCAUAAGUAGAUGAGAGAUUAAAUACAGGCAAAAAAAAAUGGAAAGAAAAGGAGGUGAUGUCAGUCCACUGCGACUGGUCGUGACGUGAAGGGGCGGAGCAAAGAUUACAUGACAUUCAUGCCAUGUGGUGUCAAGGUCUCCCUAUUAUUACCAUUAGGUUUAUCGGGGACGUCUUUCCCUUCUCAAACACAGCAGAAUCACAAUGAGAUGCGACAGUCUUCACUGAAGAACCUCUUUAUUAAGAUUUAAUAUUGUUUUUUUUUUGUUUUUUAAUUCAUCAAUAAAAUAAUGUUCUAAUUGUAUAAAUUAAAUUAACAAUUUUAUUAUUUUUUUAAAUCUCAACUUAAAUGUUAGCCACAUCCCGAUAAACCGAACAAGUGAAUGGAAACACAACUUGAUCACUUAAGUGGAAUCUUGAAUCACUCGAUCGAAUGUGACUGGCUCCCUUCAUAUUGUUCUACUCAGAAACUCUCAGCCCAAUUGUUUAAUAAAUGUCAUAGAAACAACUGUUCCAAUUGUAUGUUUUUCUUCUUCCUGGGUCCAGUUCAGGGCAGCGCGCAUCACCGCUAAGACCAGGGACAGGUGGAUACCAACCGUCAGCA
Lymnaea stagnalis (great pond snail) is the source of this 4797-nucleotide messenger RNA. The record is from the annotation of a GenBank genome assembly. NCBI's taxonomy places the organism in Eukaryota, Metazoa, Mollusca, Gastropoda, Lymnaeidae.